GCGUGCCAUGGACCCUGCACACGUGGCUGGAGUCCCUGCGGACGUGCUUUGUGCAGCAGCGGCGACCGCUGAUCCAAGGCCUGCUGAAGGACUUCAGCUGCAUUAAAGAAGACGAGUACACAGAGGAACUUAUCACGCACGGACUGCCACUCAUGUUCCAGAUCCUUCGAGCCAGCAAGAAUGAGGUGAUCAGCCAGCAGCUGUCAGUAAUCUUUACCCAAUGCUACGGGCCUUUCCCAAUCCCCAAACUCACAGAGAUCAAAAAGAAGCAAACGUCACGUUUGGAUCCACACUUUCUCAACAAUAAAGAGAUGUCUGACGUGACAUUUCUGGUGGAAGGAAAGCCAUUUUAUGCCCAUAAAGUGCUGCUUUUUACUGCCUCAGCAAGGUUUAAGUCUCUGCUCUCUAACAGACCAGCAGCUGAGAACACGUGCAUCGAGAUCAGUCAUGUCAAGUACAACAUUUUUCAGCUGGUAAUGCAGUACCUCUACUGUGGUGGCACUGAGUCUCUGCACAUCAGGAACACUGAAAUUAUGGAGCUCCUGUCUUCAGCCAAAUUCUUCCAACUUGAGGCUCUCCAAAGACACUGUGAAAUCAUCUGCUCCAAGAACAUCACGACCGACACCUGCGUGGACAUAUACAAACAUGCUAAGUUCCUGGGGGCCUCGGAGCUGGCAGCCUUCAUCGAGGGCUACUUCCUGAAGAACAUGGUGCUCCUGAUCGAGCUGGAGAACUUUAAGCAGCUACUGUAUGAGGUUCCUGCCGAGAGCCCCGGUCCAGGCCCGUCCUACGACGUCCUCCAUGACCUCGAGAGAACCCUGGCCCUGCGCAUCCGCUCCAUCCAUCUCUCAACCUCCAAGGGCUCCAUCGUGUGACACGUUCUCCAUGCUCAUGCCAACUGUUCCUUACAGCGGUUUCAUCAAGAGCUCCAUUAUUGUGUGCCAACCACUUGGAGACAUUUCAAACAUCACCGCCGACAUGACAAGCACCUGCCCGACGGGAUGAGCUGUAGGGAAGGCCAAGAGAUGGGUUUUAGUCCACAGGCUAACAUCUCCACAACGUUGCAGAAACGUCAGCCUGCGGAGCUCAUACCAUUCCAAGGGCUACGUUACGUCGUGGAAACAUUCUAGCAACGUUGUGACAAGCUAAUCACGCCCCAACCAAUGUUAGUGCCCAGGGAAACCAUGGCUUCUGAUGUCAUCACUGCCUCGGCGAUGCAUGUGGAUUGGGCCAGUUUCAUUUUUAGGUGGAACUGUCACCAGGCUACCCGCUGUGGACAGUUUUAGUAACACACACAGUUAUAUUACUGUACUCUCCGAUUGAUGUAAUAGUGUUAGCCUGCCCUCUGAACCCUGAAUUUGUGUAACAUUUUCUCCAAGUGUCACUAAACGCUAAGCCAACAAUGCAUGUUAGGUUCGGUAGGUGAUAUCGCCAUCAAGUUCCUAAGCAUUUGUUUUCAAGUUAGGACAAAAACAUCCGCUAGGUGUAGAGUUUGUAAAACGGAGGUGUUUUAUAUACUUACUAAUACUCACAUCCAACUACAACUUUUGGUAUUUGUGACACAGAACAAUAUGCCGGCUGUUUAAAUCCUAGCACUUGUGUUUAAAGCUUCGCGGUUUUAAGGAAUAGGGAUUUGCUACCUUCAGUCUUUUGAUCCAACAUAAAUUAUCCAAGUAGACUAAACUUAUUUGAGUUGUUUCUUUUAGUUGAUUCUUCUCACCAUCGUGUCCAGAUCUGAGCUUUUCAUUUCAGCCCACACGUUUUAAUGACCCUCCAAUCUACCACUGUGCUUGGCACACUUAAAACUGAGCAGUUCAUCUUUGCCUUGAGGUCGUGUAACCAACGAUCUGUGUUGAAUAAUCUGCAUGGGUCUGGAACUUUUGUAAAAAUACACACACAUGGAGCUCAUUUUCCUUUAGUGGAUGCAGAAUUCUUUACUAAAUUACGGAAUUAUUUACUAUGGUCCUUUGAGGUCUUCGUUGCUUGCGAGUCUGUCUAAAUCGUGUUAUGAAAGAUGCCAUUGCACUGGUCGCUAACUUCGUGGCCCAAUGUACAAAUCCCCAGUCCUCACCUGCUGCACUGCUUUUGUUCAAUGUGAAAAAUGUGAAGCCAGCUCAAAACAAGCUGUUUUUAGUGUGCAUGUUCUGGUUUUACCCGUGUUAGUCUGUAACCCUUCAGGAUGUUGGUAAGUUAGGAACUGUACCUGACGUAUAGUGUUACCAGCAGAAGAUUUUUUUGACCUGGCUGAACCCAAAGUAACAGAUUUCUAUUUACGACAUUUCAUCCAAAGACUAUCUAGAAGUUACAUCAAAAUUUCACCAUUUAUCAGCACACAUGAGAAGUGACUAUAUGAAUAAGUACGCAUGACGUGCUGGUAGUGCUGUCAAAGAGUCCUGUUUCGUUGUAUGAUUUAUAUUUCGUGUAUGUAAUUGAAUAACUUGGUUAUGAACAUCCUCAUGUAAAAUGAAAGGUUGGAUUAUAACUAAAUUUAAAAUGAACAAUUGAAAUACAUACUGAUAUGUAGCGGACAAUAUCACGAUGCAAAUAAUUUAAAACUGUGAAGAUUUUAUUUUAAAGAAACUUAGUAUAGUUACUUUAUUUUCUUACAAAGUACAUUUAUAAUUGUGCAAUCCCUGUCUGCUAUUUUGUGAUAAUAAGUCAUAAUGUAACUGUAUCUUUGCAAAACGUCAAUGCUUUGACAAAAGCUAACACAAAAACAGACAAGGAUAAAUCAUGUUCAUGUCAUUUUGAUGAUCGGACCUGCUUAAUUGCAAUGUCCUCGGCAAACCCCACCAUUUGUGUUCACGGUUUAAAGAAAAAUGAUUUGUAAAAGCAAUACUUGACACAAAUAUGUCCAUGCAAGGUCAGUGCUCUCCUACUACUUGUGCUUAGCAUGGAUGCUUCUCCAUGUAGCCAAAUGUAAAGCAGAGGCCAAUGUCAUGAAGUGUUCGUAAAAGCUAUAAACCUCCCCACAUAAAAAGAUACUUGCUCUGUGCUUCUUGGCUUCAGCUUUUUUUUUUUUUUUUUCCUGCUUCAAGGCUGUUAAACAUGCUUUAACUCUUCGGUCUCCACUAAGGCACACUUUAGACAAAAACCUGCAUGCUUUGGCUGGAUCAGAGUCUAACAGAAUUUGUUUGCUCUUAUUAUUUCACCUGAUUGAAACAUUGUACAUUGUACAAAAGAUAUAUAGAGAAAUAUCUAUAGAACUUGGUGUAAAUAUAAGGGACGUGGUUGAGUUUAACAAUCGAAAAAACAAGAAUGUUACACUUGUGCUACAGUACAGUUGUUCAAUGACAUGCAUUUGUGUACAGUCAAUAGAAAUUACCACGAUUGACCACUGUGUUGGGUCAUCAAUAAAUUUCUGUGAUAAAC
Molecule: messenger RNA, 3372 nt
Organism: Pimephales promelas (fathead minnow)
Lineage: Eukaryota; Metazoa; Chordata; Actinopteri; Cypriniformes; Leuciscidae
Source: RefSeq, a predicted model, not a curated record